AUGAAACCCCUCUCGAGCUUCUCUGCUCUACUCGCUACUGCUGGGACGUGUCUGGCUGAAUUUCUGGCUCUUCGAUCACAGCCGGGGAACGAGCUGUCUACGCAUGUCAAUGCCGUCCGGGAUGGCCAUGUCUUUAGCGGACACGAUGACCUCGAGCUGCUGGACAUAGUUCUCGUUGCCUCAGUUGAUGGCAAGCUCCAUGCCCUCAACAGGACGUCGGGGACGUCUAUCUGGUCGAUGGCAUCGUCCUCAGACACUGCAGCUGCAACCGCCCCAGCAGCCUUUGGACCUCUAGUGCGUACCGAGCACCCUGAUCUCGACCAAGACAUCACGGACGAGGACGACCCGGCCCAGGAGAUCUACGUCGUCGAGCCCCAGUCUGGAGAUAUCUAUGUCAUGUCAUCCCCAGACAGCCCGCUACAACGGCUCCCCUUUUCCAUGUCUCAGCUCGUCGACAUGUCUCCCUUCAGCUUCUCAGGCGACGAGGACAGACGGGUCUUCGUUGGGAAAAAGGAGACAUCUCUGCUGUUGAUCGAACUAGAGACUGGUCGGAUCAAGGCAACAGUAGACUCGGAGUGUCCAUGGAUGCCUUUCGAGGACCUCACUCAGGCGCCUCCCCCAAUCGACCUCGAUGAGCUAGAGAGUUCAGACCUCCCGCAAGAGCCGUUCGUUCCUCACGAAGUUUUCAUUGGCCGCACAGAUUACCACAUAUCCAUCCAUACUCGUCCUGUGGGCUCAUCCGGGGGGCGUCCGCACGUACAGAGGCUCUCCUUUUCCACAUACGGACCUAAUAAGCAAGACCACGGUCUCCAAUCGAUUUAUCAACGCACCGCCGACAACGCAUACAUCCAAUCACUCCCCACUGGCAAGAUUAUCUCGUUCAAGACGGUUACUCCGGACGCAUCGGGACCUCCCGCGAGCGCACACCCCAUGUGGUAUCAAGUGUUCUCUAACCCCAUCGUAGCCACAUUCGACGUACUACGCUCGCAGAAACGCUCGCAGCCAUUCGUCCUCCUACAACCCCAACCGCGCUUACAGGACAUCCUCCCGUCCGUUGAUUUAACAGACGCCGCGAAACACAACCGCUUACCCAACCUUGACGCUGCAUACGUCGGGCUGGUCGAGGAGUCCGGGUCCUUGUAUGCCAUGAGCCCCGAUCGCUUCCCACUCGUCGUGUUCAGCGACGCCAACCUGGACUCGCCCCGCAGUAGACGGAUGCUUGACCCUCCUCCAGGCUCUCCCACCGAUUCCGGAAAAGACUUUCCACCGGAGCUUGAUAGCGUCAGACGUAUCGCGAAGGAGCGCAAGUUCCGCGAGGCGUGCAAGAACGGCUCCAGCGACAUCCGCUGCCUCACGGGCGUGAGGAAACUCGGCUCGGACAGCCAAUCGAGAAUCAGCAGACUCCUCGACGGUGCACCCUCAGUGGCCCCGUCGCCGAAUUACAGCGAUGUGCCCGGGGUACCGCCGGCGCACGACACUCGUCCCGCCGACCCUCCGCUCUCGGACAGCAACGUUUCGAUACCACCGCCUCUCGGUUGGGACACCGUACAGCAGACGCCGCGUGUCGAAGGCCGUCCUCCGACCGCGCUCCUAGGGAUGAGCCCGCCAACGCAGGCGCUCUCCGCGUUCACACUCUGCGCAAUCGCCGUGCUGGUCUGGGUGUACAUCCGCAAAAUCCUCGGCUCCGCCACUCCACUCUCUACGCACGCAGGCACCACACCUAUAUCAAUCGUGCCGGCCGUGCAGGAUGGUGAGAAAGCCACCACGGAGGGAGCUGUUGCGGCCACGUCAGAGCCCGAGCCUAGGGCCAAUGGACACGCAGUAGCGCCCGAGGAGGCUCCCACCCCUUCCAUUGAGCCUGCGAAGCAAGUCGUCUUUGCUCCUGAGGCCCUAGAACCUAUGCUUCCGCCUGCCGAUAGCUCUCAAGACGUGCCGGAUGGCGAGGACACGGAGAAGGAGGGCGAUGCGCUCGACACGCCUGGUAAGCGCAAGGGGAUCAGGCGUAAACGAGGGAGGAAGAAGAAAGGCAACGUUACGAUCGCAGUCCCUGCCGAUGAGGUCGACCAGGUGCUCGGGGAGGAUAAACCCUCACCUGACGCACUAUCGAAUGGCGCGCAAGAAACACCGAAAGAAGCCACGCCGUCAUCUAUAGUGCUAGCUCCGUCACCUCCCGUAGCAAGCGUACCGACGCUGUCCGUUUCGAACGAUGUACUAGGUCUUGGCUCCCAUGGAACGGUCGUGUACAAGGGCUCAUUGCAAGGACGAGCGGUCGCUGUGAAACGCAUGCUCGCCGACUUCGUUACACUCGCCUCGCGAGAAGUGAACGUGCUGCAGGAGUCGGACGACCACCCGAACGUCAUCCGGUACUACUACCAGGAGGCACACGCGAACUUUCUGUACAUCGCGCUUGAGCUGUGUCCCGCCUCGCUCGCGGACGUCAUCGAGCGCCCGGACCAGUUCCGCGAUAUCGCGAUCGCGUUCGAGCCGAAGCGCGCCCUGCGCCAGAUCACGUCAGGUCUGCGGCACCUGCACGCGCUCAAGAUCAUCCACCGCGACAUCAAGCCGCAGAACAUCCUCAUCUCGUACGCGAAAAAGGGCGUGGGCGAGAACGCGGGCCACCGCAUGCUCAUCUCGGACUUUGGGCUAUGCAAGAAGCUCGAGUUCGACCAGACGAGCUUCCUGCCCACUGCGCACGGUUCGAUGGCCGCGGGCACCGUUGGGUGGCGUGCUCCAGAGAUCCUGCGUGGCGAGGUCAGCCUGUUGGACGCGGGCUCGGACGAAUCGCAGUCGUCGAGGGGUAGCGUGGGCACGCCGACCCCCGGGACGCCCAUGGGCAAGCCGACGCGCCUCACGAAGUCGGUCGACAUCUUCGCGCUGGGCUGCCUGUACUACUACGUGCUUACGAACGGCGCACACCCCUUCGGGGACCGGUUCGAGAGGGAGUUCAACAUCUUGAAGAAUGCAAAGAACCUGGAGGGGCUGGAGCGGUUCGGCGAGGAGGGUUCGGAAGGUGUAGACCUGAUUACGCGGAUGCUCCACCCAGAGGCAUAUGAAAGGCCGGACACAAUGAACUGUCUACUGCACCCAUACUUCUGGGACCCGGGCAAGCGCCUCACGUUCCUGCAGGACGCGUCGGACCGUUUCGAAAUCAUGUGCCGCGACCCGAAAGACGCGAAUCUACUCGCGCUCGAGAAGGGCGCGUUCAACGUUGUCGGCGCAGACUGGCACGCACGCCUCGAUAAGCUGUUCAUCGAGAACCUGGGCAAGUUCCGGAAAUACGACGGGCGGUCUGUGCAGGAUCUGCUGCGUGCGUUGCGGAAUAAGAAACACCACUACCAGGACCUACCGGAUAAUGUGAAGCGACUGCUCGGCGGCAUGCCUGAGGGCUUCCUCGCAUACUUCACUCGUCGCUUCCCCAGCCUGUUCCUCCACGUCCACGGCGUCAUCUCCUCGUCGACCUUGCGCACGGAGUCCAUGUUCCGCACGUACUACGAGCUCUCUGACUGAGUCCCACCCAUCACACCAUCUCUGAGCACUUUCAACAUCUCAUUCACAUCCAGGAUUCGGACUUCAAUUUUUAUCGUGCAUAUCUACCGGGCCAGAUUGUUUAUUCGUCGCUGCUACUGUUACUGUAUCUGUACCACCGCAUCGCUGUGCUGUUAUUGAGUCGUCACCGGAAGUCAUAACCACUUACUGUACUUGCCAUCUUGCUACUCGUCCUCGAGCAUGGAAUGUAAAUACAUCUUUUCC
Molecule: messenger RNA, 3750 nt
Organism: Trametes versicolor FP-101664 SS1
Lineage: Eukaryota; Fungi; Basidiomycota; Agaricomycetes; Polyporales; Polyporaceae
Product: bifunctional endoribonuclease/protein kinase IRE1
Exons: 6
Coding region: 1-3507 (1168 amino acids)
Biological process (GO): intrinsic apoptotic signaling pathway in response to endoplasmic reticulum stress; IRE1-mediated unfolded protein response; mRNA processing
Cellular component (GO): IRE1-TRAF2-ASK1 complex
Molecular function (GO): RNA endonuclease activity; ATP binding; protein serine/threonine kinase activity
Source: RefSeq, a predicted model, not a curated record